UCCACCAAUCUCAGCCUCUAUGCAAAGAUAUGAAGAAAGGCAUCAGGAAUUGGCUAUUUUUGAUUUAUUACUAUCUAUACUAAUACUGGUAAGAAUUUUCCGAGUCUCAAUUCUCAAUUACACUAUAUUACGCAUUUUUUUGUAGCGUUGCAGCUUCUGUUUCAGUAUUGCCUUGAGUUGUCAGAUUCCGUUGACCUGUGAUUCUCCUCUCUUCUCUUCUGUUUUGCUCUGAAACCACUAUAUAGUUCCAUCUCUAUUUUUGAGUUAAACUAUUUUGAUCAUACAUAUAUACGUAUUGCGGAGAUGGCCUCGCACGAAAGUUUGGGUUUUGGGGGGCUUCUUGUGCUUCUUCUUCAUAUGGCUUUGUCGAUCAGUCCAGCCAGUGGAAUUGGGGUGAACUGGGGAACCCAAUCAACGCACCCUCUGCCUCCCUCAACCAUCGUACGGAUGCUCAAAGAUAUUGGCUUUCAAAAGGUUAAGCUUUUCGACGCCGAUGCUACUACUUUGAAAGCUCUUGGCAAAUCCGGAAUUCAGGUGAUGGUGGGGAUUCCCAAUGACUUGCUCCCUACUCUUGCCAACAGUGUUCAAGCCGCUCAAGAUUGGGUUGCUCAGAAUGUCUCUUCCCACGUCUCUUCCAACGCUGUCGACAUCAGGUAUGUCGCAGUUGGAAAUGAACCAUUCCUUGGAGCAUAUAAUGGAAGCUACAUUGGGCUUACGCUGCCUGCACUUGAGAAUGUUCAGUCAGCUCUAAUAAAGGCUGGCUUGGCCGGUCAAGUGAAGGUAACGGUGCCACUUAAUGCUGAUGUGUAUCAGAGUUCAACAAAUCUUCCUUCUCAUGGCGAUUUCCGGUCAGAUAUCCGCCAACCCAUGCUUCAAAUUGUUAAGUUUUUGAAUGACAACGGAGCCCCCUUUACCGUAAACAUAUACCCGUUUAUAAGCCUUCAUAACGAUGCCAAUUUCCCCAUUGACUUUGCCUUCUUUGAUGGCUCCUCAUCUGCAAUUAACGAUGGCGACAGAGUGUAUGAGAACGUGUUCGAUGCCAACCACGACACACUUGUAUGGGCCUUGCAGAAAAAUGGAUAUGGGAACUUGUCCAUAAUCGUCGGAGAAAUUGGUUGGCCUACUGACGGGGACAAAAAUGCAAAUCCGAAGUACGCACAGCAGUUCAACCAAGGGUUUAUGUCCCGCGUCAUAGCUGGAAAGGGGACCCCAAUGAGAUCAGGCCCUGUGGAUGCAUACCUAUUUAGCCUCAUAGAUGAAGAUGCCAAAAGCAUUCAGCCAGGUAACUUUGAGCGUCACUGGGGCUUAUUUUACUUUGACGGGCAACCCAAGUACCCGCUCAGGCUGGGAACGACGAGCUCAAAUGGUUUGGUGCCAGCUACGGAUGUACGUUAUAUGGCCAAGAAAUGGUGUGUUAUGUCGCCAUCGGCAAACCUUGAUGACCCACAGGUGGGACCAAGUGUGAGUUAUGCUUGCUCACAUGCUGAUUGCACCAGUCUUGGGUAUGCUACUUCCUGUGCAAAUUUGGACCCUCGUGGGAACAUCUCCUAUGCAUUUAACAAUUACUACCAGAUUUUUAAUCAGCUUGAUAGUGCCUGCAUGUUCCCAAACAACCUUUCUGUUGUCACAGACAUUGACCCAUCUGUUGGAGAUUGCAGGUUUAGUAUCAUGAUUCAAAGUCUGCCAGCAGCUCAAGGAACAGCCAGCUCUUUAAGACUGAAUGUCCUAGUGUUUGUAUCCCUACUUGUAUUUACACUUUCGUGAACAUUUGGUUGCAGCUGCACUCAAUUCAUUUCAUUCCUUCAAUUUACAUGUACAGACUACGUUGAGAAUAUUCAGCAUUUCAGAUUC
This is a messenger RNA of Theobroma cacao (cacao), 1851 nucleotides long. Lineage: Eukaryota; Viridiplantae; Streptophyta; Magnoliopsida; Malvales; Malvaceae. The record is from RefSeq and is a predicted model, not a curated record.